This is a messenger RNA of Glossina fuscipes, 1892 nucleotides long. RefSeq names its product NEDD4-binding protein 1. Gene Ontology annotation, cellular component: nucleus; cytoplasmic ribonucleoprotein granule. Bases 92 to 1462 code for a protein of 456 amino acids. Gene Ontology annotation, molecular function: mRNA binding; RNA endonuclease activity. NCBI's taxonomy places the organism in Eukaryota, Metazoa, Arthropoda, Insecta, Diptera, Glossinidae. The record is from RefSeq and is a predicted model, not a curated record. The transcript has 6 exons.
AAACAAUAUAAAAUAGUUAAUAUAAUAAAAAUAAAUAUAUUUAAAGAAUACUCACCAAAAGCGCGAAAAAGCACAUGACUUUAUAGAUAGCAUGGAUAUUGAUGCGGAUAAUUUGACGCUAACUGACCAAAAUUUUAAUUGUGAUGAUCUACCGUCGACCAGCAAACAAUCUAAACAGGAAAUUUGGAACAAUCUAAAACAGAAACGGAGAGAGGAAAAUCUCACAAGACGCAAUAGAACCAUCUUGCAAAGAGCCCUUGACAGUAUCAAUGAAAAGAAACGUCACCCGAAAAGAAAAAGCAAAAAACAAUCAAAAAAACGCUCGAAGAAAAAGAGAGGGCAGAAAUUGUUAAACAAGAAAAAUAGUUUUCAAAUUCUAGCAAAUCCUGUUAACAUAAAUUGCGCUGAAGAAAACUUUAACUUAAUUCACCGAUCAAAUGCAAAGAAAAAUAUGGUUGAAGAUGAUGACGACUGUAUUUGCAUAGAACCUGACAUAGAAGAAAUUGUUAUUGAUGAUGCAGACGCUUCCGAUGAUGAAUUAAGGUCCGAAUAUCAGAAUUUAUUGAUAUCCUUUCGUCAGAAGCCUACGUCGACUCCUUUACAAAAGGGACCGCAAAAAAUGUCUACUCAAACAUUUCCACAGUCGAAAAACCUCAAUUUAAUUGAAUGUUUGGAAAACGAUGCCUCGCCAUUUUUUGAAGAUAUCGCCGGUGAUCUGGUUUUUACUCCCCCUCUCAUUUAUAAAACGUUAAGCGUGCUUACGGAAGAGUCAAAAGAGAAACGAAAUACAGAAUCGUUAAAGGAUCACGAAGCUAAGUUGAUUAAUAAUAACACGAUAGCUAGUACCAUUACAAUACUUGAUGACUCGAGUGUUAAAGACAAAACAGAUGAUAGCACACUGAAAGUGCGUGAGCCAAGUGUAUCCGAAGACGAUUCAGUAAUUUUCGUAAGCGAAACUAAUAAAAAUGAUUUUUUACCUUUAACAACCGCAAGUGGCUCAAAUCUCAUUGAAGCACAGGUGGAGAGAACGCCGAAGCGGACACUUUUGCCGGAAUUGUUUACCAGGAGCGAGAAGAAAGAAUUGAGUAAAUAUAAUUCUAAUGCAUAUAAUCCUGGCGGAGGCACAGAGAAUGGCCGGUUAUCAAAAAAACGGAUGAUCAUCAUCGACGGUAGCAAUGUGGCCUUCGGCCAUGCAUUAUGUAAAAAUUUCUCAGUACGUGGUCUGAAAAUUGCCAUUGAGUAUUUUGAGAAAAUGGGUCAUGAAGUGAAGGCCAUUGUACCGCAAUUUAGAAUAUCUAAGAAUAAAUCGACUGAGCCGGAUGAAUUAGAACGGUUACAUAGAGCUGGCAAAAUAGUCCUAACACCAUGUAAAAAUUUACCAGGUAAAGCCAGCGCCUGUUAUGAUGAUCGAUCAGCGCGCGCCUUCACGUUUUGUCGGAAAGAUAAAAACUCUUGGAAAUAGAUUAUAAGAGACCGGUGUCCCUUGCAAACCAAUUUAAUAACGUUUGACAUGGGAAAACGAAAUAUUCGAAAUGGUCGCGUUAACAAAACGCGUACUAAACAAAAGCAAACAUAUAAAGAAACGACACGAUUGGAAAAAUCAAUUCGAUAUUCAAGGAAAGCAGAACCGGACGUUAAUUGUAGUGCACUCGAUGAAACAUUGAUUACAUACUUAAAGGAACCGAUCGAGAAAUGGAUGCGUGUAACACCACCAGGAUCUUCCGAUAGUAUUGGGGAGAACGACUGCAUACUGAUUGAAACUUAUGACGAAAUAAUUGAAAUCUCGGAUGAUGACUCAAAUGCGAGUGUCAAUAAGAACAAGCAAAAGCAAUCAGCCAGUCAAACUGAACAAUUGGUGAACGAAGUCUCUGGAUUGAUACGUAAAAAUAAUU